Messenger RNA from Moneuplotes crassus, 1309 nucleotides. The record is from the annotation of a GenBank genome assembly. NCBI's taxonomy places the organism in Eukaryota, Ciliophora, Spirotrichea, Euplotida, Euplotidae.
UAAACUUCCACAAUGAGCACAAUAGAUAAUUACACUUUAAAGAAAAAUUUAGGAUCAGGAGCUUUUUCAAAGGUAAAGUUGGCUGAAACUCCAGAUGGGAAGGAAGUUGCGCUGAAAAUCUCCCAAAGAUCCCAAGACAACGAAAAUAUCUGAAAGCAAGACAAUCAGGAGUUGUUCUAUACAGAGGCUGAGGCUCUUCAGGAACUUUCCCAUCCCUAUAUAAUCAAGUAUUUUGACCAUGCUGAGGUAUCUUACUUUGUACGUAAGGAUGGAACUUUUACCAAAGUGAGAUACAUUGCUUUGGAGUACCUUCCUCAAGGUGAGAUCUUUGAUUAUGUAGCCCAAUCUGGGAGGUUUGCUGAGGAAGAAGCUAGAUACUAUUUCAAGCAGCUCCUUGAAGCUAUCGAAUAUCUACACUGAAGCGGAUACGCUCACAGAGAUAUUAAGUUAGAAAAUAUUCUCAUGGACGAAAAUUUUAACUUGAGACUUGCUGACUUUGGCUUCGCAACAAGAUCUCGUAGGAGUUGAAACAGAAAAGGGACGUUUGGCUAUAUGGCACCAGAAGUACUAGCUAAACAAGAAUAUGACUGUAGACAACAUGACCUGUACGCGGCUGCGAUCGUGCUCUUUAUCCUAGCAACUGAGCAUCCUCCUUUUACAACAGCUGAUCCAGAGGAUCAAUAUUUCAAGAGAAUUUGCAAUGAAGAAUGGCCAGAAUUCUGGAGAGUUCAUCAAGAGUGCGAACUUUCGGAAAGCUUUAAAGAUCUGUUGUCUCAGAUGCUUGCUUAUGAUCCCAAUAAGAGACUCACUCUGGCCCAAAUCAAAAAACAUGAAUGGGUUAAUGGUCCAGAAAUUUCUAGAGAUGAGAUCUUUGAGAGAUUCACCAAAAGGAGAAAUUUGCUGACAAAAACCCAUCAUUCUGGGAGAAGUUGAUUUGAAAGGACCUUCCCAACUCAGAGAAUAGUAACUGACUUCUACCAAGUUGAAGAUGGAGAUCAGUUGCUUGACAUUGCAAUUAAAUUUGCAUGUAAGAACAAGUACAAGUGACAAAAAUCUAAGACUUAUUUCAGAGCUCAAAUUAAGGUUGAAGAGUUCGGUGAAGAGACUAUUAUAUUAAUCAGUAUCCUUAAAAAGCCAAACUCCUACAAAAGAGCUGUAGAGUUUAGAAAGACUUCUGGAGAUGGUAUCACCUUCAAUUCGACUACUAGAAAGUUGAGGAAAUACCUUGACUUCUUUUUCUCUCCUUAUCAGGAAGAUAAGGAGAAUGUAGCUAAUUAAUUUCAUUUUUUAUAAGAUACUCUAAAAUCAA